AUGAAAUUCCAACACGUCGCACCGGUGUGCCUUGCGGGCUGUGCCCUGGCCUUGCCGACUCCGGUCGAGAAGAGACAGGAUCUCUCCGACCUCCUUCCGUUCCCUAUCCCAAGCGGUCUGAUUCCGACUGGCCUCUCCCUCCCAUCUGGUCUCUCCCUCCCCUCAGGCCUCCCCAGCUUCUCUCUGCCUACGGAUCUGUCCGACCUAGGCUUGAAGCGCCGGGACGUGCCUUUCUCUCUGCCCUCUGGUGCCGCACUCCCUACAGACUCCCAGGGACUGUCUCAGCUACUGCCAUCUGGUCUUCCCGACCUGUCCGGCCUCGGCAUCACCCUUCCCACCGGGCUUCCAUUCGAGAAGCGCCAAUUCGGCGGUGGUGGGGGCCCUGAAGGCGGAUCAUCUGGCGGUCCAUCCUUUGGCGGUGGUUCUGGAGGGCCGUCUCUCGGCGGCGGCGACUCCAGCUCAUCCUCUAGUCCCUUCGGAGGCCUAUCCGGUUUUGGUGGCGGUGACUCCUCUUCUGGCUCCUCCGGGUCCUCCUCCAGUCCCUUUGGAAGCCUGCCCAGCUUGGGUGGCGGUGACUCCUCUUCCUCCGACUCCUCCAGCCCCUUCGGAGGCCUACCCGGCCUUGGUGGUAGUGGCUCAUCCUCCUCCCAGUCCGGCGGCUCUCCCUCGCCUUCCAGCGGCUCAUCAUCCUCCGGCGGGAUCCCCGACUUCCUCAACGGCCUCGGAGGCUCUUCCAGCGAUUCUUCUAGCUCUGCUCAGCCCUCCAGCGGCAGCCCUCUCGGCGGCCUCUCCGGUAUCUUUGGCGGGCUCGGGGGCGAUUCCUCUCAGUCUUCUAGCAGCCCCUCUAGCUCCUCUCAGCCCUCCAGCAGCGACCCAUUCGGCGGGCUCUCCGGUAUCUUUGGCGGACUCGGAGGCGACUCCUCCCAGUCUUCCAGCGGCCCAUCCAGCUCCUCCCAGCCCUCCAGCAGCGACCCCUUCGGCGGACUCUCCGGUAUCUUAGGCUCUCUCGGGGGCGGCUCCAGCUCCUCCUCGUCCGGGGGUGAUUCCUCCAGCCCUUCCCAACCCUCCGGCAGCUUCCCUAACCCCUUCGGCGGCUCCUCUUCCUCUUCCUCUUCCUCCGACUCUUCUGCCCCGGCUCAACCCAGCGGCGACGCCCCCCAGCCCAGCGCCGCCUUCCCCAGCAUCAGCCUCCCCGAGCCUACCGGCAGUAGCAGCAGCAGCAGCAGCAGCAGCAGCUCUUCCGACUCCAGCGACAGCGACUCUUCAUCCUCUGCGUCGGACUCCGAGCCCUCUCUCAGCCUUCCGACUCCGUUGGCGUUCUCGCCCGGUGGUCUGAACCUCCCGGCUCCUUCGUCUAGCUCGGCUAUUCCGACCAGCUCGGCUGUUCCUACUAGUGCGGCUGUGCCGACUGCGCCGUCUUCGUUUAAGCAGUUCUUUGCUUAG
Messenger RNA from Aspergillus luchuensis, 1443 nucleotides. Its product is annotated as extracellular proline-rich protein. The coding region runs from base 1 to 1443 and encodes 480 amino acids. The transcript has a single exon. Lineage: Eukaryota; Fungi; Ascomycota; Eurotiomycetes; Eurotiales; Aspergillaceae. The record is from RefSeq and is a predicted model, not a curated record.